GUGGCUUCUGCUGGGUGGGUCGACUCUUAUCAACCUAUUCAUGCUUCUGAGCACGCAAUAAACAAUAAGUGCAAAGCCUUUCUUACCGAUUUCUCAAAAAAUAAGUGCGAGCCUACAACAAUGUAGUGCCAUAGGCCCAAGCAUAACAAGCCCACACCCCGAAGGGCCCGAAGCCACUGCCAACACCCUCUGGGUCUGGACCUGCUUAUUGCUCGGCCUCAUCAUCCACGCCUCUCAAAAAUACCCAUCUGUUUUGCUCUCGGGUUGAACUUGCUUGCUGUUGUUGAUGAUGAUUUGCAGAAACUCAUUUUGUUGCCAAUUCUCCUCCUUAUCAUUAGGAACGAGUCAGUCUCAUCAGGUUAAGAAAACUGAGGUGGAGGUGUUGUUGAUGGGGUUCAAGCUCUCAAAUUGCACCCUUUUCACUACUACAAGCUCCACUAUCCUCACUACAAAGGCAACAAUGAAUUCCCAAGUCAAAUGCUCCGUUAAUCAAAGUGGACAACUGAUAACUAAUUCUAAAGCUGUUGAGAGGAAAAUGAUAAAUAAGGCCGGUAAGAGAGAACACCACUUGUGGAAGAGAAGAGAUUCAGCUGGGUCUGGGCAAAAGGCGCUUAAUCUUGUCAGAAUUGUUUCUGGGCUUCCUAAUGAGAAGGAAUCUGUUUAUGGAGCAUUAGAUAAAUGGACUGCUUGGGAGACAGAAUUCCCAUUGAUCGCAGCAGCUAAAGCUUUAAGAAUCUUAAGGAAGAGGAGUCAAUGGAAGCGAGUAAUUCAAGUGGCCAAGUGGAUGUUGAGCAAAGGUCAAGGGGCAACAAUGGGAACGUAUGACACCCUUCUACUGGCAUUUGAUAUGGAUCAGAGAGUAGAUGAGGCUGAAUCUUUGUGGAACAUGAUUUUGCAUGUAUAUACACGCUCUAUCUCAAAGCGGUUGUUUUCUAGGAUGAUUUCUUUGUAUGAUCAUCAUAACAUACAGGAUAAGAUAAUAGAGGUUUUUGCAGACAUGGAGGAGUUGGGUGUAAAACCAGAUCAAGAUACUGUCAGGAGAGUCGCACGUGCCUUUCAGAAAUUGGGACAAGAAGAGAAGCAGAUGUUGGUUCUUAAAAGGUACCAGUCUAAAUGGAAGUAUGUCCACUUCAAAGGUGAACGGGUGAGAGUGAGAACAGAUGUGUACAACGAAGAUAAUGCCUGAACCAAUUGAAGUUGGAGCUUUGGGCAUCAAGAUAUGCCAGGUCUGUCUUCCCUCUUGGACCUUGCUAAUUAGAGAAGACUACUAUUGAAAUUUUAUGGUUUUUGCAGCUAGAGAUCAUUAUUUCAAGGUAUUGUUUUGGUUGAGACUGAGGCAAGCAUGCCCGCCACUGAUCAUUAAUCAAUCAAUACUUGUUCCUUUGGAACUUGUGGUUCUACUACAUAUUUUACUUACCAACACAAUCUGGACGGACCUGUUGAUAGAAAUAUGUACAGAGGAUUCUUAUUCAUCAUUCAGGUCAUGUUUUCUAACCCCCAAUCAAUUCUAAAUGGUUUUGUUGUAAUAUAAAUGUACAGAUAAGGGGCAAGAUUCCCCUUGACUACAAGCUAAAAGAGAGUUUUGUUUAAGAUAGAGGAUUUCUAUUCA
This is a messenger RNA of Quercus robur (English oak), 1609 nucleotides long. RefSeq names its product pentatricopeptide repeat-containing protein At4g18975, chloroplastic. The coding region runs from base 287 to 1186 and encodes 299 amino acids. The record is from RefSeq and is a predicted model, not a curated record. Lineage: Eukaryota; Viridiplantae; Streptophyta; Magnoliopsida; Fagales; Fagaceae. Gene Ontology annotation, molecular function: protein binding. The transcript is spliced from 7 exons.